AUGUCCACGGACCAGGAUAAAGACUCGUUCUCGCUCAAAAGAACCAGAGGAGGAGAUGGAGGUCUGGAUGGAUUAGGGGGGCCCGGCCUGCUUCAUGGGAGCCCGGAUAAAAAGAGGCGCAAGACGAAUACGCAGGCCCCCCUGAUUGCGCCACUCUCUGAAUAUGCCCCUCCAGUUGACCCCAGCUCCGACCAUCUGGUGGCCUCCAACCCGUUUGAUGACGACUACGACUGCCCCCCAGCGUCUCUGAAACCUCUGCUCGGUUCCAACCCCUACUUCGGUCCGUCUCACCACCCGGUGUUCCGCGUCUAUGGGCCACCUCAGAUGGCGCCACACGUCCAGAACAGGAUGCCCGCCCCUUACGGCUCCUCGUAUCAGAUACGGAACCGGCCGCCCCCGUUCGCGCAGAACCCGAUGGGCCCCGUGGGUAUGGGCUUCACCAGGGCACCUGGGUUCAACUACGGGCAUCCUGAGAACCUCGUGUUUAUUAAUAACGGCAUGUACCUCCCACAGGGACAGGCCUUCAGAGAGAAUCGGGCUCCUCCGGCCGGCGUGAAUCAGAACCACGGGUUUAGCCCGGAUGGAAUUGUGGGUAUGAACCGCCUGGCCGUUGGGAAACCCAGCCCGAAUCACAUGAGCCCUGGACUGACUCAGCCGCCCGGCAACUUUGCCCAACCCACCACGCCCAAACGGGAGCGCUGCGAAAUCUCCAAUAAGAGCUCGCCGCCGCCCAGAAAGCAGAACCAGAGCGCGGAAGAGGGCGUGGCUCAGGACGCCGAGCUCAAGACGAAGAGCAAACUGAGCGCGGAAGGCGAGAAGAUCAACGGUGCCCUCCACCCCAAUUCAGAGCCACUCAAGAAAUCGCCUCGACCCGCGGAAGACGCCAAACGCCAAAGCAAAAACGCCUCGGCUAACAACGGCAGCCGGAACCGGCGGAGCAGCUCCGCCCCCUCAGAGCCCGUGUACCCGUGCGGGAUCUGCCAGGGCGAGGUGAACGACGACCAGGAGGCCAUUCUGUGUGAAGCGUCGUGUCAAAAAUGGUUCCACCGCGUUUGCACGGGCAUGACGGAGACGGCGUACAACCUGCUGACGGCCGAGUCGGCUGCCGUGUGGGGCUGCGACGCCUGCAUGGAGGAGAAGGAUGGAACGCAGCUCCCUAAAACGAGGGAGACGCCCGGUCCCGCUACGGCAAACGGCGGGGGACAAACCUGAACCUUAUUCGCUGAGCACUUUAUUAGGAACGCCUAUCAGGUACCUACAUUUAUUGAUUAUUUUAUAAGCUACACCUUCCAUACAGAUG
Molecule: messenger RNA, 1300 nt
Organism: Trichomycterus rosablanca
Lineage: Eukaryota; Metazoa; Chordata; Actinopteri; Siluriformes; Trichomycteridae
Gene: pygo1
Product: pygopus family PHD finger 1
Exons: 3
Coding region: 1-1212 (403 amino acids)
Source: RefSeq, a predicted model, not a curated record